Molecule: messenger RNA, 1342 nt
Organism: Impatiens glandulifera
Lineage: Eukaryota; Viridiplantae; Streptophyta; Magnoliopsida; Ericales; Balsaminaceae
Product: GDSL esterase/lipase At5g03610-like
Exons: 4
Coding region: 161-1222 (353 amino acids)
Molecular function (GO): hydrolase activity, acting on ester bonds
Source: RefSeq, a predicted model, not a curated record
UUUGCUAGCACCACACAUCUCUCUCUCUCUCUCUUUCUUCUUCUACAAAAGGCCAAGUUCUUCUACAAGCACCAUUGAUCUCUUUCACUCUCUCACUUACUCACUCACUCACUCUCAGGCCCACACAAAUAGACUAGCAAAUAAACCUUCAAUCUCUUCCAUGAAACCAGAACAUGUUUUCACAGUUGGCCUCCUCCUUCUACUAUCUUUUCUGAUCACCGGAGGAGUUUGGGCUGAUAAUAAUCAGAACCAGAAUAACAGUUUUGGGCCAAAAAGGAUAUUUGUGUUUGGAGAUUCUUAUGCCGAUACUGGCAAUCAAAGAAAGUCUUUGGCUUCUUCUUGGAAAACUCCAUAUGGGAUCACUUUUCCCGGCAAACCAGCCGGCCGUUUCUCCGACGGACGCGUGUUCACCGAUUAUAUUGCAAAAUUCUACGGGAUACGGUCUCCAAUACCGUAUAGAUGGAGGGGAUUCGCUGGGAAGAAAGUGGGAAAGGGUAUGAACAUGGCAUAUGGUGGUACAGGCGUAUUCAAUACCCAAUUCCCUGGACCAAAUAUGACGGUGCAGAUUGAUCUCUUCCAAUCCGUCAUACGACUACGAAAAUCAGUCUUCUCAAACAUCAACCUACAAUCUUCAAUGGCUCUUGUGACCCUCUCCGGCAACGACUACAGCGCAUAUCUUCUUAAAGGCGGCCUUUUCAAGGAUAUUCCUGCAUUUAUAACACAAGUUGUGAAACAACUAACUAUCAACCUAAAGCGCCUUCAUAGCAUGGGAUUGAAAAAGGUGGUUGUAACAUCUCUUCAGCCUUUGGGUUGUCUCCCAAGUGUUACGAUCCUCAACUCUUUUCAACAAUGUAACGACACACAAAACUCCGCUGUCAACUUCCACAACCUCUUGCUUCGACAAGCUAUUGAAGACCUAAAUAUUCUCAGUAACAACACCUCCGCCUUCUUCCUCAUUGAUCUAUACACCGCCUUCAACACUGUUCUUGAGAACAAAGGCGUUGAAGGAGAUGUUAGAUUUGAGAGUCCACUAAAGCCAUGUUGCAUGGGAGUUGACCAGACUCAUUAUUCGUGUGGCAGCCUCAACGAGAAGGGAGAAAAGAUGUACACGGUUUGUAACGAUCCCGAAUCUUCUUUCUUUUGGGACACGGUUCAUCCUACUGAAGCUGGAUGGCGCGCCGUUUACUUGACUCUCAAGUCUUCACUUCAACAAAUUUAUUAAUUUGUUCACAAUAAAUCAUCAAUCAUCUCAAUAAAUUUGUUGUUGCUCUUUUUCAAUCUUACUAGACACUAAAGACGAAUGUUUCUUUUCAUGUCAUGACCCAAAUUUUCAAAUGUUUCA